CCUGCUCCCUCAAGGGAUCCCCCGCGGCCCACACAAGCCACUAUCCCGCACAUCAAGAAACGAUCGACGGCGUGUGAAGCCUGUAAGAAACGGAAAAGUAAAUGUGAAGGGUCUUAUCCGUGCAAAAAAUGCAUCCAAGCAAAGUCCGAGUGUGUGUUUUCCGAAGAGCUCGAUCGACGUCGGAAAUUGGCCCUGCGGCAGAUCGAGCAUGACCUGCGUAUCACCUGUCAGUUGCUCGAGCAGAUGGUGGCCGCCUACGACAGUCAGGAUAGGGCAGAGCUGGAUCGCUUGUUCCGCACUGCGAAAGACCAGGUUGCGCGCGGCAACCACGGCUUCACAUCGACUGGGACGAAAUCCGCAUCAACCCUUCAGAAAACCCGAUUCCGGUCAAUCACCUCUUCUUCCUCUACGAGCUCCGCCGACAAGUCCGAAACGCUCAAGGGAGAUAUCAAUAAAAAUGAGCGCCGCCGCGCAACUGGCUAUAUCGGAAAGAGCUCGGAAAUUGCGUGGCUGCAGAACCUAGGUGCCGAUGUGGAUGACCUCGACUUUCUGGGUACCAAUCUCCAACCGCGAGUCAAGGAGGAACUGAGCACGCUCAGCUAUCACCUGGAUCAUAUGAAUUUGUCCGGAAUCAACCCGGGUGACCUACAAGCACUCCCGCCACGAUCACGCGGUGAUAACCUCGUCAACAUCUACUUUGCAAAAGUGGAUUCGUCAUUCCCGCUUCUCGACAAGAGCCUUUUUUGGGCCCAGUAUGAUUAUGCCUUCUGCAGCCCGACGCCCCCUCAGAAAAAAUGGUUGGUGAUUCUGAAUCUGAUCUUUGCUAUCGGAUCCAAGUAUCUGCAAAUACACAACCAAUACUGGACAGAUGAAAUCGACGACCGUGUUUUUCUGUCGCGGGCAAUGGCCCUUAACGCUGAUGAGAACUUGCUGGGUGAACAUGCUGAUUUGCAGCAAGUUCAGAUUUGGGCGCUAUAUGCGUUCUAUCAUCUUGCAUCCUCCCAGAUCAGUAGGGCAUGGCACAUGGCAGGACGGUCGAUUCGCUGUGCGAUAGCCUUGGGGCUCAAUACCUGCGAGAACCGGAAUGAUGUCGACUCUGCGUCGCGAGAUAUCCGUACUCGUAUGUGGUGGGCGCUUUUUGGACUGGAGCAACUUCUUUCUGUCAUGACCGGUCGCGAUCCAUGCAUUGACUGGCGAUUUUCAAGUGUUCUGGCUCCUGCCCUAUAUGAAACCUCGAAAGUCGAUCAUCCUCUCACCGACAUGCCGCUAGGCUCUUCUACACAGAAGAAACAGCUCGUCUUUACCAUUCACACCAGCAGAUCCGAUGUGCAGGCAAGAAACCAACUGCUGCAAGCUAUCGAGCCAGGAAACGCAUUAUAUUUCUUCUACAUAACGGAUCUGGCCAUUAUCACCCAUGCAGCGGUCAAUGCAAUUUAUAGUCAGCAUCCCCGACCUGGCUCCCACCGGGAUAGCGGUACCAUUAACACGCGGUAUCAGCGGAAGCUAGAGACCUGGCUAUCAAGCCUUCAUGGUGAUUAUACAUUUGCUGAUGCUCAUGGCCGGCCCCAGAUUGUGGAACAAUCUCCGGAAAGGAUCUCACUGGCACUCAGAUUUUACAGCUCCCAGAUCAUCCUGAACCGUCCGUACAUCACCAGUCCCGACUUUCAGAUAGAAACCGGGGCCCGCUAUCCUCGCUCGCUAUUCCAGGAUGCGACCGCUCUGAUAUGCGUUCAAUCCGCCAUGGACAUGGUCUCCCUAUUCCCUGAUCCGCCGGAUAUGGAGUGGAUGUGUAGGAUGACCAAUUGGUGGACUACCGUGCAUUAUCUGAUGCAGGCGCUUGUUAUCUUGCUGAUCCAGCUCUGCGUUGGUCCCAUAAACGUGGCUCACGAGAAUGGCCAUAUAACCAGCGGCGGAGGCGCCGUCGGAACAGCUGAAGAGCCUGAAGUCAUCCUCCAGAUUUCCAAGAAAUGUAUACGCUGGCUUCAUACAAUCGCCGAACGGAGCCCCAGUUCGCGCCGUGCACUCAUCACCUGCGAGCGUUUUCUGUAUCGUAUUGCUCGUACUCAUGGGUUCGACCUAGAGGGCCUUCCGCCCAUGACCACUUUGUCUGAGCGCACGGCAACCGGUGAGAUGGGUUUGUAUUAUAUGAGUUCCGACCCAACCUCUCCUCUAGUUCAUUCGUUACAGUCGCAGGGCGAGUCCAUGCAGGAUGCGAUACAGACAUGGGGAGCUGACUUUACAAAGUCAGAACCGGAUGCGGCGAAGCAGGUGUUUUCAUCAACAAGUUUGGAUCCGACCUUGCUUGAAGUGCUGGACACAGUGAUGGAGUAAUCCGUAGUUUGGCAUUAUGGAUAAGUGCCAAAGGCCCUUCGUACUGAGCUAUGCUUGCAGAUACUUUUCGUGGAAUAUUAUCAGCCAUAUGGUAUUCUAGUCGAAUAUUUGAUACCUAUACACCACUAUCUCUGUACUGAAUAUGCUCUAGACAUAACAUCCUUGUUAGGAAUAUAAGUA
This is a messenger RNA of Aspergillus sclerotioniger CBS 115572, 2511 nucleotides long. Its product is annotated as fungal specific transcription factor domain-containing protein. Bases 244 to 2331 code for a protein of 695 amino acids. Lineage: Eukaryota; Fungi; Ascomycota; Eurotiomycetes; Eurotiales; Aspergillaceae. Gene Ontology annotation, biological process: DNA-templated transcription. Gene Ontology annotation, molecular function: DNA binding; zinc ion binding. The record is from RefSeq and is a predicted model, not a curated record. The transcript has 4 exons.